Molecule: messenger RNA, 2027 nt
Organism: Acanthaster planci (crown-of-thorns starfish)
Lineage: Eukaryota; Metazoa; Echinodermata; Asteroidea; Valvatida; Acanthasteridae
Product: actin, muscle
Source: RefSeq, a predicted model, not a curated record
UUUCUAAAGAGUAAUUUUGGAUCUCCAAGCCAGUAUAAAGACGAGGUGUGUGAAGGAGGUACACUCACUCCUACGUGGGAUACAGUACUAGAGCUGUCCACUUGAUCGGUUUUGUGUGACGUGAAGAGAAAACCAGCCAAUCAUUCAUCAUGUGCGAUGAGGAUGUUGCCGCUUUGGUUGUUGACAAUGGCUCCGGUAUGUGCAAGGCCGGAUUCGCCGGAGACGAUGCCCCAAGGGCUGUCUUCCCUUCCAUUGUAGGAAGACCACGCCACCAGGGUGUCAUGGUGGGUAUGGGUCAGAAGGACAGCUACGUAGGAGAUGAGGCUCAGAGCAAGAGAGGUAUCCUGACCCUCAAGUAUCCCAUCGAGCACGGUAUCGUCACUAACUGGGACGACAUGGAGAAGAUCUGGCAUCACACCUUCUACAACGAGCUGCGUGUGGCACCAGAGGAGCAUCCUGUGCUGCUGACUGAAGCUCCCCUGAACCCCAAGGCCAACAGGGAGAAGAUGACACAGAUCAUGUUCGAGACUUUCAACUCUCCCGCUAUGUACGUCGCUAUUCAGGCUGUGCUGUCCCUUUACGCCUCUGGUCGUACUACCGGUAUUGUCUUCGACACCGGUGACGGUGUGUCCCACACUGUGCCCAUCUACGAGGGUUAUGCCCUGCCCCACGCCAUCCUCCGUCUGGACUUGGCCGGCCGUGACUUGACCGACUACCUGAUGAAGAUCCUCACGGAGCGUGGUUACUCAUUCACCACCACGGCCGAGCGUGAAAUCGUCCGUGACAUCAAGGAGAAGCUGUGCUACUGUGCCUUGGACUUCGAGCAGGAGAUGCAGACCGCUUCAUCCAGCUCCUCCCUGGAGAAGAGCUACGAGUUGCCCGAUGGUCAGGUCAUCACCAUCGGCAACGAGCGUUUCAGAUGCCCAGAGACCCUCUUCCAGCCUGCUUUCAUUGGAAUGGAAUCUGCCGGCAUCCAUGAGACUACCUACAAUAGCAUCAUGAAGUGUGACAUCGAUAUCCGUAAGGAUCUGUACGCCAACACCGUGCUGUCUGGCGGAACCAGCAUGUACCCAGGUAUUGCCGACCGCAUGCAGAAGGAAAUCCAGGCCCUGGCUCCACCCACCAUGAAGAUCAAGAUCAUCGCUCCCCCAGAGAGGAAGUACUCUGUAUGGAUCGGUGGCUCCAUCCUUGCCUCUCUGUCCACCUUCCAACAGAUGUGGAUCAGCAAGCAGGAGUACGAUGAGUCUGGCCCCAGCAUCGUGCACCGCAAGUGCUUCUAAACUCUUUACGCUCACGGUAGCAGUUUUGUUCACCAGACUAUACAGUAAUUGACGUGUACGCAUAUCCAUCACCGUUGUCAUGGACACCAGUGACGCCAUCUUGGAUUCUCUCAGAGUCCUUUUGAAAAAUUCAAAAUCAGUGCAAUUGUGGUCAAACGAUAGAAAGUUGUCACAGCAGGCCAAACAUGUGCAAAAAAGUCGCCAGCCUCAUAUCUUAUUUGAAUAAAUAAAAUUUUGGAUUAAAAAAAUCGCUUGUGGCGGAAGUACUGACUUAAUUUGGUCUAAUAAUCAAAUGUUCGAGGCGAAUUAAUAAAGUCAGAAUACAGACCAGGCUAGGACAGACUUACCGUUAGAAUAUUUGUUCAUUUUUAUGUCGAAGAAAUCAUGACCUUUUAUUGUGAAACCAAAUCAGCAAGCUUAAGAACUGUCGUAGAAAAUAGAACUAGAUGUGUCGAUAAGAUUAGAGACAAGCAGCGAAUGUUGAAUGAACGGGUCAAAGGCAAAGGACUUUUAUUUCUGGUCCGUGAGACUGACAAAUUGUUGACUGUAGAGGGCGGGACAUAAGUUGCAAUAUCAAGAUCUGUAGUGGCAUUAGCGUUUAUCGUAGCUUUGUCAGUUCAGAAGAAUGAAAGAAAUGGUUUAUUUAUUGAAUUUUGACAAGUUGAUGGGUGCUAAUGGGGAAAAAACGAAAAACAAAAACUGUGUUUUUUUCUGAGCAAAAUAAAACCAGGUAUUUUGUAGUGCAGA